Molecule: messenger RNA, 1224 nt
Organism: Nannospalax galili (Upper Galilee mountains blind mole rat)
Lineage: Eukaryota; Metazoa; Chordata; Mammalia; Rodentia; Spalacidae
Gene: Hsd17b13
Product: hydroxysteroid 17-beta dehydrogenase 13
Exons: 7
Coding region: 119-1021 (300 amino acids)
Cellular component (GO): lipid droplet
Molecular function (GO): oxidoreductase activity, acting on the CH-OH group of donors, NAD or NADP as acceptor
Source: RefSeq, a predicted model, not a curated record
CACAGACAAAACCUGCCUUUCCUCUGGUGCUUCAUAAUACCUGACCUCCCUGCCGGGAGCAGUGUGCAGAAGCCACUCUUCCAAGGACAGAGCCUGAGGCAGAGGGCUGAACAGAGCCAUGCACAUUGUCCUGGAUCUUCUCCUGCUCCUGGGUAUCAUCAUCUUCUCCUACUUGGAGUCACUAGUGAAGUUUUUCAUUCCCCAGAGAAGAAAAUCUGUGGCCGGAGAGAUUGUUCUAAUUACCGGAGCUGGACAUGGAAUAGGCAGGCUGACUGCUUAUGAAUUUGCCAAACGGAAAAGCAGAUUGGUUCUAUGGGAUAUUAAUAAGCAUGGUGUUGAAGAAACUGCAACCCAAUGCCGGAAACUAGGGGCCACUGUGCAUGUGUUUGUGGUAGACUGCAGUAACCGGACAGCGAUUUACAGUGCUGUGGAUCAGGUUAAGAAAGAAGUGGGUGAUGUAGCCAUCGUGGUAAACAAUGCUGGGGUCAUAUAUCCAGCUGAUCUUCUUAGUACCAAGGAUGAAGAGAUUACCAGAACCUUUAAAGUCAACAUCCUAGGACACUUUUGGAUCAUCAAAGCACUUCUUCCAUCAAUGAUAAGAAGAAAUUAUGGCCACAUUGUCACAGUGGCUUCCGUGUGUGGCCACGAAGUGAUUCCUUACUUCAUCCCAUAUUGUUCAAGCAAAUUUGCGGCUGUUGGCUUCCACAGAGCUCUGACGGCAGAACUUGAAGCCUUGGGGAAAACUGGUAUCCAAACCUCGUGUCUCUGCCCAGUGUUUGUGAAUACCGGAUUCACCAAAAACCCCAGCACAAGGUUGUGGCCUGUGUUAGAGACAGACGAAGUUGCAAAGAGUCUGAUAGAUGGAAUACUUACCAAUAAGAAAAUGAUUUUUGUCCCAUCAUAUAUCAAUAUUUCUCUAAUACUGGAAAAAUUUCUUCCGGAACGUGCCUUGAAAGCUAUAAGUCGUAUACAGAAUGUUCAGUUUGAAGCAAUCGUGGGUCACAAAACCAAAAUGAAGUGAGGUGUGUAGAGAUGUAUGCACAUUAAUGACAUGAAGCUGUUUGCAAUUGCUACUUUAAUGUUUUCUUUUACAUUUUUCAGUUCUCUUAUUACUUAAAAUGUAGUUUGGCUCUAGCAGCAAUCAGAUGAACGCGACUAAUUAAUUGUCUUUGUUUUCCAAGAAUAGGAAACUGUGAGAAAUAAAUUCUAGUGCUAAUAAAUGAC